Messenger RNA from Malassezia globosa CBS 7966, 900 nucleotides. RefSeq lists its product as uncharacterized. Bases 1 to 900 code for a protein of 299 amino acids. Gene Ontology annotation, molecular function: NADH pyrophosphatase activity. Gene Ontology annotation, biological process: NADP+ catabolic process; NAD+ catabolic process. Gene Ontology annotation, cellular component: peroxisome; cytosol. Lineage: Eukaryota; Fungi; Basidiomycota; Malasseziomycetes; Malasseziales; Malasseziaceae. The record is from RefSeq and is a predicted model, not a curated record. The transcript is spliced from 4 exons.
AUGCCCGCCAAUCCAAACACUCAUAUCCCCGCUGGUACACCAUACUUUGCUUUAUCGCUUUCGCAUCGUCCGCCCAACAUCGAAUUGCCUACACCUUGCGAAGUUCUUCGUGAUACGUUGCUGAAGCGUUAUGAUGUUCUUGACAUGCGCUUCGCCGUCGCCUUUGGCUCCCUCACACAGGAUGAUGCAUCUAUACUCGGUCCAGCGCGCUCACUUCUCGACUGGAACGAGCGCUACAAAUUUUGUCCAGCCUGCGGCUCCGCGUUAUACUCAGCGUGGUCCGGCCAUAAGCGUAUUUGCAGCUCAUUGUUAUCUACGCUAGCCAAACCAUCUAUGUUCGUCCAAUUGAGUGGUCAAGUCCCCGCUCACGAAUGCAUCUCUUGGACUUCAAUGCAGAAUUACACCUACCCGCGAACGGAUCCGGUCGUGCUUGUCGGCGUAGUGAAUGCAACCAAUGACAAGAUCUUGCUCGGUCGCAAAAAAGGUUGGCCUAAUGGCUUUUAUUCAUGCAUUGCUGGAUUCGUUGAACAAGGAGAAACGAUCGAGGACGCUGCGCGUCGAGAAGCUAUGGAAGAGACUGGUCUGGACAUUGGCCAUGUCACUUAUCAAUGCUCACAACCGUGGCCCUUCCCUGCACAGCUCAUGUUCGGCAUGUUGGCGCAUGUCAAGGCGCCUGAUGCUCACAUUCGUCUUGACCUCGACAACGAAUUGGAAGAAGCCUUCUUCGCCUCUAGGUCAGACGUGCUCUCUAUCCUAGAAAACCGCCAUAAUAAAGAGGGAAAUGGAUUCCGUCGCCACGGGCACACUGUUACUGUACCAGGCCGUAGAGCUAUGGCUCACAUGCUCUUGAGCAAGUGGGCCUCUAAGCACGUGGAGGGGUCAGAACAGAGUAAGCUUUGA